Molecule: messenger RNA, 473 nt
Organism: Zeugodacus cucurbitae (melon fly)
Lineage: Eukaryota; Metazoa; Arthropoda; Insecta; Diptera; Tephritidae
Exons: 3
Coding region: 111-416 (101 amino acids)
Source: RefSeq, a predicted model, not a curated record
CUGUGAUCCAAAUCGCUUAAAAAAUAAUCAAAAAAAGUUCCAAUCAAAUUGGAAAAUAUAUUUAAAUAAAUAGCGCAUUUAUCCGAGGCAUUCUUAAACGGAUAUUCAAAAUGAAAACACAAUUUUUAGUGCUGUCUUUCUUAGUGUUUUUUCUGAUCACCACAGAAGCCUGUAACACGGAUCAGGAUCGUGAGAUUUGUGCGAACAUGUUAAGGCGCUGCCUGGACACCGAAGGCAGCAGACCCACUCCAAACCCAGAAGAGAGCUUGACCGCUUUUAACAUACAAUGCCGAACCUUAAUUGGUUCCGAUUGGCGCGAUGUGACCCGUUGCGGUUUGGUGCGCGCAAUCUGUGAACUUACUAUUGUGCGUUGCCAGAAAGUCUCUUGUCGCAGUGUUCUGGCCCUCAAUCCGUAGAACUCAUGCAACUUGAAGAUUAUCUCAUGAAUAUAAUUUCGGAGCAUUUUACGAGAG